Messenger RNA from Oryza brachyantha (malo sina), 2014 nucleotides. RefSeq names its product protein NRT1/ PTR FAMILY 5.10-like. Gene Ontology annotation, molecular function: dipeptide transmembrane transporter activity; tripeptide transmembrane transporter activity. NCBI's taxonomy places the organism in Eukaryota, Viridiplantae, Streptophyta, Magnoliopsida, Poales, Poaceae. Bases 76 to 1725 code for a protein of 549 amino acids. Gene Ontology annotation, biological process: transmembrane transport; dipeptide transport. The record is from RefSeq and is a predicted model, not a curated record. Gene Ontology annotation, cellular component: membrane. The transcript has 3 exons.
CGGUGGCCUACAAAAGCACUAGAGCUCCAUCCAAAUUCCAAACCGGUAUCCCACAGCUCGCAGCCUCGCGCAGGCAUGGCGCCGGAGUCGGGCUCUGGCCCCUCGGAUCCCCUCCUCCCCGACGCCGGCGCGUCCCACCGCCGCCCCGCCACCGGCGGCUGGAGGUCCGCGCUGUUCAUAAUCUGGGUGGAGGCCGCGGAGCGGUUCGCGUACUACGGCAUCUCCGCGAAUCUGAUCAACUACCUGACCGGCCCGCUCGGGGAGACCACCGCCGCGGCGGCCGCGGCCGUGAACGCGUGGUCCGGCGCCGCGUCGAUGUUGCCGCUGCUCGGCGCCGCCGUCGCCGACUCCUGGCUUGGCCGGUACCGCACCAUUGUCGCCUCCUCCGUGCUCUACGUCACGGGGCUAGGCUUGCUGGCGCUCUCGUCCAUGUUCUCACCGCCUCAAAGCCAACAAUGCAGCUCCUCCGGCGACGGCCGGCGGGUUUGCCAGUCAUCCUCCGUGCAGACGGCCUUCUUCUACGUCUCCCUCUACUUAGUGGCCAUCGCGCAGAGCGGCCACAAGCCGUGCGUCCAGGCCUUCGGCGCCGACCAGUUCGACGUGAUGGACCCCGGCGAGUCGUCGUCGCGGAGCUCAUUCUUCAACUGGUGGUAUCUCGGCAUCUGCGCGAGCGGGACCGUCACGGUGGCGCUGAUGAGCUACGUGCAGGACAACGUCGGCUGGGGGGUCGGCUUCGGCGUGCCGUGCAUGGUGAUGCUGCUCGCGCUCGUCGUGUUCCUGCUCGGGACGCGGACGUACCGGUUCUACGACGGUGGUCCCGGCGGCGCUCAUGGCGAGGCCACCGGCACGUUCUCCGGCGUCGGCAAGGCCGUCACGGCAUGGAGGGAGAGCUGGCGAAGAGGCGGCGGCGGCGGGUCGGUAGAGGUAGAGCACGGCGAGUGCGCCGAGAGCGCCGUGCUCGCGGGGGAGGUGAGGGGCCUGGCGAGGCUGGUCCCGAUCUGGGCGGCGUGCCUGCUCUACGGCGUGGUGUUCGCGCAGCCGCCGACGCUGUUCACGAAGCAGGCGGCGACGCUGGACCGGAGGAUCGGGUCGUCGUCGUCGUCCUCGUUCCAGGUGCCCCCCGCGGCGCUGCAGAGCUUCCUCGGCGUCAGCAUCGUCCCCUGCGUCCUGCUCUACGACCGAGUCCUGGUGCCCGUGGCGCGCAGGGUCACCGGCGUCGCCUCGGGGAUCACCGCGUUACAGCGUAUAGGCACGGGCAUCGCCCUGUCCCUGGUGAUGCUGGUGGUCGCCGCGCUCGUCGAGACGAAGCGCCUGAGCACGGCGAGGGACGCCGGCGUGGUGGACGGCCCCGGCGCGGCGGUCCCGAUGAGCCUGUGGUGGAUCUUGCCGCAGUACCUGCUGCUCGGCGCGGCGGACGUGUUCGCCAUGGUCGGCAUGCAGGAGUUCUUCUACGACCAGGUGCCCGGCGCGCUCAAGAGCCUCGGCCUCGCGCUCUACCUGAGCGUCAUCGGCGUCGGCAGCUUCAUCAGCAGCUUCCUCAUCUCGGCCAUCGACGGCGUGACGAGGAGGAACGGCGGCACCAGCUGGAUCGCCGACGACCUCAACCGGGGCCAUCUCGACUACUUCUAUCUGCUUCUUGCCGCGCUCACCGUGCUGGAUCUUCUUGCUUACAUAUACUUCUCGACGUCGUACAUUUACCGAACAAAGGUUGUCAAUGUUCACUGAUUCAUUGAUCGAUGCACCGGUAUAGCUUUAUAAUAACCUGCUGAAUUCGAAAUCUCUCAACCUCUGGGAAUUAGUAACCGAGGUACUGAAUUCGGCAAGUUAUGAUACAUCUAGUUACAAGAUUACAAGGGUAUAAUGGUAAUUCCAAGGGAACAAUGUUGGUUCUUUUUUCGGUGCAAACUUUUCACAUCUAGAAUAGUGGUUGAUUAGAUUCGUGUCGGUAUAAUUUCAUCAGUUUUGAAACAUAUUAUUACAGUUCACAAAACUCAAUUCACACUAUAAAAACAAU